This is a messenger RNA of Dicentrarchus labrax (European seabass), 6163 nucleotides long. RefSeq names its product dopamine receptor D4b (gene drd4b). Lineage: Eukaryota; Metazoa; Chordata; Actinopteri; Moronidae. The record is from RefSeq and is a predicted model, not a curated record. Gene Ontology annotation, molecular function: dopamine neurotransmitter receptor activity, coupled via Gi/Go; G protein-coupled receptor activity. Gene Ontology annotation, biological process: adenylate cyclase-inhibiting dopamine receptor signaling pathway; adenylate cyclase-activating adrenergic receptor signaling pathway. The coding region runs from base 441 to 1601 and encodes 386 amino acids. Gene Ontology annotation, cellular component: plasma membrane. The transcript is spliced from 4 exons.
CCUCAGUAAGCAGAUUUAUGCGGACGGAUUUAUGCUCUCGCCUUCUGAUUCGUCCACUCUGCUAACUUAUUCCCUCGGGAGCGGGCUGAGGAGACGGCAGGGAGGCUGAUCCACAUAAUGCUACGGGUGUUUUGCAGCAUCAGCCCGGUAAAUGUAGAAGAGAAGUGAAACAAGGACCGGAUCAGGCGGAUAAAGCAGAGUCACUGUGCGCUGCGAGGCUUUUGCGCUUGGAGAGCGGAGCGCACGGCGCGCAGUGCGCAAAAGGGGCGCCUCCGAUGAGCGUGCUCACGGGGAAACUCACACAGACUUCACAUGUAAGGCUCACACUUAUCUCAAGGCUGCUGGAUACGGCUCAUAGAUGAAAACUGCUCCGGAGAGGGUCCUUCUCCGUCGGACAAGGAGCCCGUCAGUCUGCGGCGCACGGCCGAACACCGGCGACCAUGUCGGACAUCUCCACUGAUUUCAACAACGACACGCUGCCGGCGGCUGCGGUCACAAACUACAAUUUCCCAGCGCUCAUAUUCGGGAUUUUGCUGAUUGUGAUCAUCACCGGAGGGAACGUGCUCGUGUGCCUCAGCGUGCACUUGGAGAAGGCUUUAAAAACGACCACAAACUACUUCAUAGUCAGUUUGGCGUUUGCAGACUUGCUGCUGGCGGUUCUGGUUCUGCCGCUCUUCGUUUACGCAGAGUUCCAGGGUGGAGUUUGGUCCUUAAACAUGCUUAUGUGUGAUGGUCUGAUGACCAUGGAUGUGAUGCUGUGCACCGCAUCCAUAUUCAACCUCUGUGCCAUCAGCGUGGACAGGUUCAUUGCAGUGUCCAUUCCCCUAAACUACAACCGUAAACAUGUGGACCAUCGUCAGCUCAUCCUGCUGUCGGCUACCUGGCUGCUGGCCCUGGCCGUGGCCUCCCCUGUCAUCUUUGGCAUCAAUAACGUGCCUGACCGCGAUCCCACUGAGUGCAAACUAGAGGACAACAACUACGUGGUUUAUUCCUCAGUCUGCUCCUUUUUCAUCCCCUGCCCCAUCAUGGUCCUGCUCUACUUUGGGGUUUUCCGCGGGCUGCGGCACUGGGAGGAGGCCCGGAAGGUCAAACUGCGCAGCAGCAUCGAAGCCUGCAGGAAGCUGCAGCAUGCAGCUGUCGCCACCGCCCUCCCCCCGCUGACAGGCACCAUCCCCGGGCCUCUGCCCAUGCCUCUACCCAGGAUCAUCGAGAGGGACUUGGCGCAGUCUCGGCUGGACGACACUGGCGACUACAUUCAGCAGGAGAUUCCUUAUCCUCGGCAGUACAGAGAGAACUCAGUGCCCUCACUGACGUUCAGCCAUCAGCUGCACAGGAAGAAGAGAGCCAAGAUCAACAACAGGGAGAGGAAAGCUAUGAGGGUGCUACCUGUCGUAGUAGGUUGCUUCUUGUUCUGCUGGACUCCGUUCUUCGUGGUUCACACGACGCGGGCCGUGUGUUUGACGUGCGACAUCCCUCCCAGUCUGAUGAGCACGGUCACCUGGCUGGGCUACGUCAACAGCGCUCUCAACCCCAUCAUCUACACCAUCUUCAACACCGAGUUCAAGAAAUUCUUCAAGAAAUGUUUCCGCACCUGCUGCUGACACCAGAUUCUCCUCCGCGGACACUACGGGGGGAAAGGAACCGGGAGAUGAUGAAGCUCAGCCGGGUGAAAACACUUUGGUUUCGCUUGGAUUAACAGCAUAUAAUUUAUAAUUGGGAAGUCUUGGGCUUCCAGCUCAGCUUCGGGCUGCCGGCUGGAUGUGGAUGGCUGAUGGUAUCUGGCUGACAGGAAAAAAUACACGUUCAAACACUGCUAAAGAAAGCAGUUACUGGGGAUAUAUAUUGCAUUUCUGGGUCCAUUUUGUCAUUUGGUGAUGUACUUUCUUGAUCCUCUGGGAUUACUGUCCAAACAAAAUGAUGAUGUUGGGGUGGAAGCUGCAAAAAAAAAAAAACAGCUACGCACUGACACAAACUCCCCUGUCUGCGAGGAGCUUUUCACCAAAUUCAGUUUGUCUGUACAGCACUUCUUUUUCUUUUUUUUGGAGAGUACUGUAUAUCAGCCGCGGUUGAAGUUACGGUCUGCCAGUUUCAGUGAACGACGUGGGAUUUGUCCAGAGCCUGCUCUGCCUGAAAGAGCAAAAACGUCCCCUGGAUGCAGAAAGCCUGAAUAAGCUUCAACAGACCAGAAUGUUAAACAGCUGAAAGGAACCGAAAGUGACUAAAAGAAAUCCUCUAAAAUCAGACAUUGAUCUUCACUUUCUUAUACAGUUUUGACAUUUUGGGAAAUACACUUAUUCUCUUUCUUGCUGAGAGUUAGAAGAGAAGACUGAUACCACUCUCAUGUCUCAUGUCUGUACGCUGAGUAUAAAGCUACAGUCAUUAGCCAGUUAGCUUAGCACAAAGACUGGAAACAGGGGGAAGCAGUUGGUUCCAAUUAAGAGGCGCAUUUCUUUUUGUUUUAUCCGUCCAAAAGCCAAAGUUAAAAAUAGUUAAUAGAGAUCAAUAUCUGUUCAACCACCUUAAUUAUCUGUAUUGGUAUCUGUGCUUUACCCCAAAAUCAAAAAUACAGAUUUUUCCUUUUAGCUGUAGUUGUACUUUUGGUGUGAGUUGCUGAGUUUUGGAGAUAUCUGCCUUCUCUCCAAUUAUACUUUUGUGAUAUAGUUGCCGGGUAUAGGGAUGCACCAAUUGUGAAAUUCUGGGCCAAUACCAAUAACAAUAUUUAAAAUACCAAUUUGGCUGAUAACCAGAUGUUUCUUUGUUGUUAUUUAAUUUACUUUUUGUGCCAGGGAAAUAAAGAAAUGCACAAAGAUAAGUAUCUUGUGGCCAGUGAUGGGUGCAGUUCGGUAGAAAGAAAAUAGUUCCUCCAUUAAACUGCUCCCUACAAGGUUUGUGGAUUAUCUUGAGUAUUAAUUCUGGAGAGAGACAUUGAGUCUAUCUACAGCUCUGCCCAAAACUCAAAAAACAAAUCUAGAUCAGGAGCAACCUGUCUGGAGCUGCAAAACAUAUGUGAGCCCUAAAUAGAAAAGCUAAUACAUAUAUACCUAAUAAAUACCAGUAAGCCAGCACCAUUGGUGGUGAAAGCAAACCAAUCUGUCCUCGCACUAUUUAAUUCUCUAUUUUCCUUUGAAACUUUUCUUUUAUGGAUUUGAAACCAAAGCUGAACACAGCGUGUGGCGCUCGGUUAAGUGUCAUUAAAGGCAAGUCUAGUUGCCACUGCUAUUGAGGUUCGGCAAACAGAGCCACGGGUUGCCUUCCCCUGAUCUAGAUGGAUAAAUAGCACUACAGGUAAAAGGAAAAAUAUGUAUCUUUGAUGUUUGGGGUAGACUGUCCCUUUAAAGUUCACAUCAGUCCUCAUGCCUCUAUCGAAAGUCAUAAAACAUGAGAGUUGUUCUGGGAAACACCCGAAGCCACCAACUGAUCAAUGAGUAGAAGGCGGUCAAAGUCAACCAGAAAAUAUCAAAAAGGCUUCAUCAAAAAAAAAAAGACAUCUAACAGGAAUCUGAAGCAUGAUCCGAAUGCGUGUGAGCGGCCCGGGUGGAUUUGUCCCAGUAGGAUUAGCUGCCACAGCGACCUGAGGAGCAGAACUUGAAAGAUCAGCUACAUCCAGUCAACUGACAGUCACCCCCCCCCCGUCAUGGAUCACUGACUUCUUCUAUGAACUGUGUGUGAAUCAGUAAAAAGGUUCACAAUAUGGACCAGCUCAACGCAGCUUUUCAAAGUAAUUUUUAACACAUGUACGGAUACAAAACCUUUCAUACAACACUGCGUAGCAAUAUGCCUUAAACUCAAAGGAUGUACUGUCUGUCGUGGUAGAAGUCAUAGCACUCAAACCCUCAACACACUGAGGACAUUUACAGCAGCACCGACUUAAUAAGAUCUCUCAAAAAGUCAUUUUUAAGUUGUCAAGAACAUAUUUCCAUUCCUGUUUCAUAUAAAACCUUUUUUCAGCAUGUCGAGUUUAUAUUUGACACAUCGACACCCGUCAACCUCAAACGCUGAGGAGUCCCGACUUUCUCUGCUUUAAUGUGAUUCAUUCCGGCGCUGAGAGGACGACACAUCUACAUCUGUAAGUUAUAAUAAAUAAUGUAAUAAAAUACAAACAAGGGAGGAGGACAGGAUUCACUUCUGCUACUCUGGAAAGAAGAAACCUGCCCAGUAAUUAUUUUGCCGCCAUGACGAGUAAAUAUUUGCUCAGUUUCUUGUUAUAAACAGAAACAAAUAAUGUUUUAACAAGAUCCUUUUGAUAUGAUAACAGAAUAUAUUAGUAAGGCUGCAUGAUGUGGUAAAAACAUCAUAUUGUGAUUAUUCUGAGAUGUUGUGAUUGUGAUAUGAUUCAUGAUUAAUGUUAAAAACUCUUAAAAUCAUGAUGAUGUGAGUUUUUGGGGGUCUGUACCAUGAAAGAGAUGUAUUCUUAUACCUGGAUCUCUGCAGCACUACAGUACUUCAUUAUAAUGCUGUUCUGUCACAUAUAAUUGUGAUUUUGAUAAUAUUUUGAUUAACUGUGCAACCUUAUAUUUUAGACAGAUAAAGUAAAAUGUAUUUCCCACAGUUGCACAAACAAGUAAGGAAACUACAGGAUUUACAGGGACACUUAAUUACAGGGGUCACACAACAGAGGCACAAACACUCCACCUCCUGAAUCUGGAUCUCUAGUAACUUAAGAGUAGGUUACUUAUUUAAAGCUCGUGUGGCUGCAGGAGAAGAGCUCUUGUUAAAGAGGGCAGUAACCUCCGGGGCGUAAUGUGCCAGUGGAGUGGACGGUCUGCCUCAUGUGUGAUUGUGAGUGUUUGCUUUAAAGAGUUUCUGUGGUAUUUUUCUGCCUCUACCUUAUUCUCCCAGGGGUUUUUUUGUGUCAGAGUGAUUCAUGGGGACAAGUUCUGAAUUUGGUCCAGUAUUGAGUGAGACGUAAUCCUUAUGGGCACAAUUAUGACCGUUAGAAAGUGUUGUGACAUCUCGGGUGAGGUGACUUGUUGCAGGAAGACAACAGUGGAAGCGUGAGCGUAGUAAAGCCAGCAGAGAAGAGUUUGUAGUGGUGGAGGACAGAAGACAAAGACACGAUGAUGACGAUCCGAGGAGGGUGAACUGGCUUCUGCAAGUCGGCCACGCUCAGGAGACCGGUGGUGGUCCCGUGGGUGUCCACUGAGGAGAUUUCACAGAUUACACUACAACGUUUUCUUUCCAUAAUGCUGUCAGAACAAGCACUUUUAAUAGACGCACUUUGAUGAUGCACAGUUUUGCUGCUCCCCAUCAGUCACUUCGACACAAAAACACGAGAAAAUAAAGGUUGAAAAACACCGAAGUUACCCUUUAAAGAGUUUAUUAUUGGUGAUUGUAAGCAUUUGGGAAACAACAUAUGGCACUAUACAGACGAACUGGCUCAAUAAUGCUGCAGUGCAGGAACAGAAGAGGGUUUACAGAUGGCUGUUAGUCCCUGUCACAGUGGCUGUAAAUGUCAGAGCUGAUUGAAGCUGAAGUUAUUGUCCAGAGUAAACGCUGAAAGACCUCCUCCCCUCCUAAAGGGGGAGACCGGGGGCAUGAGCAGCGUUUCUGGGGGGAGUUAUGAAUUACCAGUGAAUGAAAAUGGAAUAAUUUGGUUUAUAAAAAGAAAUAUAAUCUUAUAACAUGAAAAAUAUUCCGUUGUAACAGGAUUUUAUAACGAGAAAGUGAUCUGAUAUUUGUUGUCAUGGUGGCAGUAAAACAUUAUCGUGUGUUGCACUAAAUUUCAGCUCCGAAUUAUCAAAUUUCCUUCCAGCAUUAUUAUUUCUGCUCCUUGAAACACUCAAUAUGGUUCCAUCUACUCAGCUUGAUCAAUGAUGUGAGAUAAAAAGCACCACAGAGGAAGUCACUUUAUUGUUAACGGAGUGAAAUUUGCUUUGAAAAAUGUUUAUUAUGAUGUUGAAUAAUAGGAAAACUCAACUGUGUCUUGAUAACGUCGCUCAUUAGUUAUUAUCCUCGUGUCAGGUUCUGUGAAAACGUUGUUUUAUGUCCUGAAACUGAAAGUAUUCUCGACUGCAGGAUGGCUUAAAAUUUGAGUGAUAUUGUCCUUUAAGCCAUGACUGCCUGUCACCACAGUAUGUAUGCUUGGUUACUGACUGUGCCUACUGUAUGCCAUAUCCACGUUUUAUGUGGAAACCUUUAUAAUAAAGUGUGUCAUCUUUCUAAA